UUCCUUGAUAUCAAUAUUAUGAUAUAUUCAUACAAGCAUUCCCAGAAUUCCCAAACAGGAAAUGGCGAUGGAAAAUUAUGGAGAAGCAAACAAAUUGAAUUUCUUCAGAUUUUUGUGUGUUUUUUGGAUUUUCCAGAUUCUCUUUGGGGAAUAAUGUGAAUGGGAUUGAGUGAAAAUUCUCUUUCUCUCCCUGGAACUAAACAAAUAUAAAAGGGAUCGUGGAGUGUGUGACUCAGCGACCCAAAUCCGCCUCUUUGAUGUGUGUGUGUCGGAAAGGAGUCACACACACUGUCCGGGAGUACACACACACACACACACACAAACACACACACCAGGAUACACACCUGAGGCGGAAUCUGCGCCAGACACACACACACCUGGUUGGAGGAUAGGUGUGACACAGACAGAAAAGGUCUGUGGAUAAUUCUCUAUAUUACCAUGCCAGACCCCCCACCCCACCACCCCACCCGAAGACGACACCCAUCGCCCCACACACACCAACACCCACAGAGAAGGGCAGAACAUUCCAUCCUCUCCUCCGUCCAUCCCUCCAUCACUACUUCAAUCACACAUCAGAAUGACAGUGAAAGACUUCCCCAAUCCCUUCCUCGAUCAUUCUCCUCACAUCUCAUUCUGUGUCCCCCGGAAACCCCUCCCAACCCUACCCUUCCCUCGCAUCUCAUUCGCUGUGUCUGCCCCACCCCUGGCCCAUCUCCUGCUUUUCCGGCCCUCCAUUGGCUGACACUGGUCACAUGCUGCUGCCUGUUGCCCUCUCUGAUUGGUGCAGGGGAGAUGUGGGACGUGGUUGCGGUGUGUCCAUUCCACUGCGUCUGUCGGAACCUGUCAGACUCUCUGAGCACGCUCUGUGCAGAUAAAGGCCUCCUAUUCGUUCCACCGAAUGUCGAUCGGCGAACUGUCGAGCUCCGAUUGGCUGAUAACUACAUCACGGAAGUAGGCGGGUCGGACUUUGCCAACAUGACCGGACUGGUUGAUUUGACUCUGUCCCGGAACACUAUCCACUCCAUCCGACCAAUGGCGUUCUCCGAUCUAGAGAGUUUGCGAAGUUUGCAUUUGGACGGUAACCGCUUGACAACGCUGGGGCCGAGAGACCUUGUGGGAAUGGUUAAUCUACAGCACCUCAUCGUCAACGGUAACCAGCUGACGAGGGUGUCGGCGGAGGCAUUCAAUGACUUCCUGCUGACGCUGGAGGACCUGGACAUCUCAUACAACAACCUCCGAAGGGUCCCAUGGGAGUCGAUCCAGAACAUGGCCAGUCUCCACACUCUGAACCUGGAUCAUAACCUGAUAGACCACAUCGCAGAGGGAUCCUUUGGAGAACUAUACAAGCUGGCUCGCCUGGACAUGACCUCCAAUAGGCUGAGGACCCUGCCACCUGAUCCCCUGUUUGCAAGGUCUCAGACGGGAGCCAUCAGUCCCACUCCCUACAACAGCGUCAUCAGUCUGAACUUCGGAGGGAACCCGCUACACUGUAACUGUGAGUUGCUAUGGUUACGGCGACUGGUCCGAGAGGACGAUAUGGAGACCUGCGCCACACCCCCUCAACUGGCCGGCAGGUAUUUCUGGUCCAUCCCCGAGGAGGAGUUUACCUGUGAGCCGCCACUCAUCACCAGACACAGCCACAAGCUCUGGGUCCUGGAAGGUCAAAGGGCAACCCUGAAAUGCAGAGCCAUCGGCGACCCCGAACCUGUCAUCCAUUUUGUCUCACCCGGCGAUCGGAUUGUGGCGAAUUCCAGCCGCACGACAUCGUACCGGAAUGGAACAUUGGAUCUCUUAGUUACGGUUGCUAGGGAUGACGGAGCGUACACGUGCAUAGCGAUAAACGCAGCGGGGGAGGCUACCGCGACGGUGGAUCUAAAGAUCGUUCCAUUGCCGCAUCGGAAUGGGAAUGUGAACGUUCCGGGGAAUGUGACAGUUACCGGGAACACUGGGAAUUCUAAUGGGAAUAUUCCGGGUUCUUCAGACAUCACCACCGGGAAAAGCGGGAAUUCCGGAGUAAGCGGUGGAAAUGGAGGGAAUGUGAAAGAAACGGAGGAGAGGAAAGGAGAGGAGGGAGAAGGGGGUGAGGAGGAGGACGGAGGGACUAGGAUGGAGGAAGGAGAGAGGAUUGUAGGGAUACAAGGAGUCACUUCUACCUCAGCCCAGGUGAGAUGGGACCUCGGCCGAUCGGCAGGAGCUUACCUGGUGUGGAUGUUUCAGAUACAGUACAACUGCACAGCCGACGAGACACUGGUGUACAGGAUCCUCCCUUCUACCAGUAACAGUUUCAUGUUGAAGAACCUGGUCUCUGGAGCGGACUACAACCUGUGUGUCCUGGCCAUCUUUGAUGACACCGUCACCUCACUGGCCGCAACCAAGGUUCUUGGCUGCGCCCAGUUCAGCACUAAAGAACUCUACCCAGAAUGCAAAUCUCUACAGGCCCACUUCCUGGGUGGAACCCUGACAAUCCUGGUCGGAGGCAUUAUAGUGGUAACACUGCUGGUGUUCACCGUGGCGCUGAUGGUGCGUCACCGUGUAUGCAGUAACCACGGUGACCAAUGUCACCACGGGGAUGAUGGUGUCGAGCCGGCAUGUUGCCAGGGCGGGUCAUUAGGGAGUCCGGUGAAAGGGGCGGCGGCCGGAGGUGGCGGAGGAGUCUACAGCCAAUCGAAUGGCAAUGGGGAUGUGAUGAUGGUGGUCUUGCCCAAUGGGCUGCCUUCGAAGCAGCGAGGGGGCGGGGAGAAGAAGAGAGAAAAGGAGAAAGGAGGGGCUGACGUACCUCCUAAAUUACCCCCCAAACCAAAACCUAAAGCCCAAACUCUGCCCAGGCCUAUAGUAACCUGGGAGGGCAGGGGAGAGAAGGGGGGAGGACAGGGUGAGAGACAACUUCCUCCCUACACCCCCGAAGCAGAACAGGUCUCUGUCUACUAUGCUCCUGUCGUAAGCUCCUCCCCCUCCACCCUCCCCCGCCAAUCACGAGGAGGAACAGGGACGGGGAGGGCUAGGCUCCGCCCAGAUGUAGUAGUAGUAGGCGGGCCCAAACGGGCAAGCUUCGCCCUGGACAUACCCUUGGGACAGGAUCUCCUCUCUGAUUGGAGGAUGAGACAUGGUGUCAUAGUGGGCGGGGUCGAAGACAAAUGGAAUUCCUCCCAAGCCUAUCAGAGCCCGGGAGCUCCCCUAAGCCCCUCCCAUGGCUCAGUGUGCGCCAAACGUAGCAACUCCCUUGACAUGGGUUCUUCUUCUUCUUCUGUUUCCAUUGCCACGACGACAACGGUUGCCCAGCGACAGUACAGCAGUCGCCGCGGUUACGCCAAGCGGCUGUCAGUCACCUGGACAAGGCGAAGUAAAUCGCUGCAUGGAAUGUUGGUACACUGCGCCUCGGCAACCAGCACCACUUCCUCGACGACCAGCGACGAGGGUAGCAUAGACGGGGAGUUUGCCGUAGUUCAACAAGGUUACGUCCACGCCUACAACAACACUAACUCUAACUCUACGAGUGUUGUCAUCAAGGGCAACGGGAACGAGAGAGAGAAAGAGAAAGGAGGGAAAGAGAAGACAGCCAGUGAUGAAGGGCUGGAGGAGAGUGUUGUGUAGAGAGGGAAAGACAGAGGGGGAGAGAAAGAGAGAGGGAGAGAGAGAGAGAGAGAAAUAUAGGGAUAAAGGGAAGAUGUAAGGCUGAAGAAGAAUAGAGAGAGGAGGCCUCUAGACUUGACCUGAAUUGGAUUCAGACAGAGGCAGAGAUAUACAGAAAAAAGAGAAAGAGAGUUGAGAGAGAGUGAGAUAGAGAGGGAGAGAGUAAUCUCUUUAUCUGAGGCUCUCCAUAAAACAUAAACAGCUUAGACAGGUUGAGUUCAGACGAGAAAAACAGAGAAUUUGUUAAACAGAAUGAAGAGAGACAGAAGAAAAGAGGAUGUGUGAAGGGCAGAGAGAGAAAUGAGACUGGAGACAGAGAGAGAGAGAGAGAGAGAGAGAGAGAGAGAAAUGAGACUGGAGACAGAGAAAGAGA
This is a messenger RNA of Salmo salar (Atlantic salmon), 4003 nucleotides long. Its product is annotated as leucine-rich repeat and fibronectin type-III domain-containing protein 4-like. NCBI's taxonomy places the organism in Eukaryota, Metazoa, Chordata, Actinopteri, Salmoniformes, Salmonidae. The record is from RefSeq and is a predicted model, not a curated record. Gene Ontology annotation, molecular function: protein binding.